Messenger RNA from Condylostylus longicornis, 5822 nucleotides. Its product is annotated as putative mediator of RNA polymerase II transcription subunit 26. The annotation marks the transcript as partial. The transcript has 7 exons. The record is from RefSeq and is a predicted model, not a curated record. Lineage: Eukaryota; Metazoa; Arthropoda; Insecta; Diptera; Dolichopodidae.
CAUUCCAAUUAUUAUUUUCAAUCACAAUCACAACAUCAAGGAAGAUUUAUACCAUCACCACCAUUUCCACAAUAUUCUCAAAUACCACAAAGAAAUACUUUUUUUCCAAGUAGUAUAGAUGGUGGUAUAGGAUUACCAGAUCAAAGUUCCUCAUUUCAUCAUAGUAAUAAUUUAGGGCAACAUCAUCAAAAAUCAAUUAUUAAUAAUAAUAACAAUAAUAAUAAUAAUAAUGGUUCACCAGGAACUUUUCAUGAACAAUAUUUAUAUUUAGCUGAUGAUGCAACAACUCCAACUGUACAAAAUGCACCAUUUCAAUUUCAACAAUUUCAGCCAACUCGAAGUCCCGAUUAUUAUGAUUUUCCACAACGUAUUUUUAAUAGUAAUGCACAGUCAGUGGUACCAUUAGGGCAAUCACCAAUACCACCACCACCACCGCCACCAUUAUCAGUUCAACCAACAUUUACAAGAGCACAAGCUAUUCGUCCAAAUGGUAGUACCGGAUUUAUACAACAAAAGCCAAAUAACAAUAUUCAACAGUCAAAUAAUCGUAAUCAAAAUAGUUCGUAUAAACAAAAUCAUCAAUUUAUAUCACAAAUAGAAAAACAAGAACAACAAAAUUAUUUUACACCGUCAAAAAGUGAUGUAAGUGUUGUAGUAAAACCAACAACAUCUCAACCAAAUCAUUCCAAUUUUAAUCAAUUCAAUAAAUUCAACAAUAAUAAUAAUCAAUUGAAAAGCAAACCAUUUAGUUCAAAUCGUUUAAAAUCCACAACAUCAUCAGAAAAUCAAUCACAAUCAGAUUUUUUGGAAGCAAAUCAAAAGCAACAACUUCCUUUUAAAACAAAUAGAAAUCGUUUUCAACCAAAUGCUAAAGUUUCUACAACAUCAUCUACAUUUGUUUCUGAAACGGCAGCACCAAUAGAAAGACAAAGAAAUAAUCGUUUUGGAAAUGGAAAUGUAAGAACAUCUUUUUCAGCUCAGAAACAAACGAAAACUGCCAUAACUUCAAAUCAAUCAGUUUUACAAUCUAAAAAUAAUGCAGGAUUAUCAUUUACACCUCAAAGAUCAAGAUUUGCCCCAUCUAAUUCUCAAAUAACUUCUAAAAAUUCCGGAAAAUUAAAUCAGAAUAUACCAAAACGAACAGUUUUUAUUAGUCGUGAACCAAAUGAACCAGUUCAUUCAAAAACAGAAAAUAAAAUUACUAUCGAUCACAAUGGAAGUGAUAAAAGUUCCACAAUAAAUGAAUUUAAUGUAAAGUUUGGGCAAAAAAUGAAUACAUCACAAAGUUUAACUGAAAGUUUAGAUAAUCAAAACGAUUUUAUAAAACCUCUUGAAACAUUACCAUUAAAAGAAAAUAUUGUUACAACAACUGUUUCAAGCACUACAAGUUCAGUGUCAGCUGAAGAACUGUCGGGUGAUAAAGAUACACCUGUUAUUUUAACUUCUAAUUUUUAUUUACCCGGCAGCCUAAAUGAAAAUAUUCAGUCUCAAUCUGAUGCCAAUGAAUCUGAUACUUAUGAUAAAAAAUUCAAUGAAUACUUUACAACAAGUAAAACUUUAGAAUAUGAUUACGAGUAUGAGGACUAUGAUGAACAAGCUGAAAACGAUGCUCCAGUUGUCAAAAACGAAUUCGAAAUUGAAAAUUUCCAAGAAAAACCCAAAGAUUUAAAUUUAAAUUCAUCUACAGAGCAAAAUAAUUUCAUACACGCUACAACUUUCCGGAGAAAUUUCGAUAAACUAACUGAAAAUCCGUUGCCAUCCAAAGUGUCUCCAACUCCAGAUAUCCUCGAUGAUAUUAAUGACAAAGAAAGUGUAAUUUCAGGAACUGAAACAAUCACCGAAACUCCUUUAAUUUCAGCAAAAGAAUCAACAACAAUAAACUUUCCACAUUCUUUUCAAUCUACUUCAAACGGAACAAAUCAACAAAAUUCAUCAACCUCUAACGAUGAAGAGCUUUUAGAAUAUGAGGAAGAGUAUGAUGAUCUAGAAGGUAGUGGCGAAUAUAGUGAAGAAGAAAACACGCAGCAAAAGCCAAUAAUAACUGAAAGUGAAGAUAAAUUUAUUGGCCAACAAAUAAUUUCAGUAGUUACGACUAAAAGUGUUAUAAACGGAUCAACUUCUAACCCGGACAUAGAAAAAUUUACCUCUUCAAGUGCAAGAUAUGAAAAUGCAACGGAAAAAUUGGAACUUCAAAUUUCAUCAAGUUCCAUCAAACCUAUAAUUUCUUCAGAAAAAACUCAAAUCGAGAGUGAGAGUUCUAAACUAAUGGAACAAAUGAAUAAAACAAAAUCUGAUCAAACAAAAUUUGAUUUAACUACAACGACCACAGAAAGUGAAAAUAAAAGUAAAAAAGAAGAAGUUUUAAAUAAUUCAACUGAGGGAUACGUUGUCAUUGCAUCAAUUCAAACAAGCAGAAGUAUAAAUGGAGCCCGAUUUUUACCUUUUCCAGCCAUUGAACAAGAGGAGAAGAAACAACCAAUCUCAGAACUAGAAAAAAAGAUUCAUGGACCAAAAACGAAAACAACAAAAAAAUCAAUCAUAUCAAAAGACCAAAAUGUUGAAAGCAAUGAAAGAAUAACUACCAAAGACGUUUUACCACAAGAAAUAACAACAACAAUUUCUAACACUGACAAUCCGGCCGAAAUAACAACUUUGCCGUCUUUGGAAAAUUUAUUUUCAAAAACACUUUCAGACAAUCCCAUUGGUCAAAAUUUGACAAAAGAAAAUAAUGAGACUGACAAGCUCCAUCUCACAAAUGUGGAUGAACCUAUUUCAACAACAAGUGUUACAAAAUUCAUUCCAAAUAUUAAAAAAUUUGUCCCAAGAAGUACCACAACAAAACCAAAGUUAAGUAUUGAAGAACUACCUAUUGAGGAAUUCUCAAGUUUGCUCCCAUCGGACUACAAACACCGAACCAAUACUUACACAAAUAGAAGAAAAACAAGCACGACAACAAUGGAACCGGUAGAUACAAGUAAAGAAAAAAGUAACCGGAAUGAUUCUAUAAGUAGAUCAAUCAAAAAUUAUUCAUCUAACCAGGAUCUUAUGUUAAAAGAGCUUCUACCAAAUGGAUACAAGCUUAAUGAGUCAACAACUGAGUCUAGCGCUAUACUGAAAGAUAUUUUAAGUAAGAUAAAAUUCGAAGAAUCGCAGGAAAAACCGGUUGUAAAUGAAAAAAAUCCAAAAGGAGAUAGGAAAAGCACAUCAAAACCUUAUAAAACAACGCAAGAGGAUGUAAGUAAAUAUUUACCAGCCGGAUUUAAUAAAUUCAAACAACCACCUCAACCAACUACCACUAAGAAAACUCCUGUGAUAACACCUGUAAAAGAAAAUGUUAGCAGCAGUUUAUUACCACCAGGUUAUAAAUUAAAAUUAUCUGAUAAAUACUCAACUACAACUAAAAAGACACUAACUGAACAAAGUGAUAAAGAUUUGCACAAAUUUUUACCCCCAGGCUUCAAACCUUUUGAUAAAGAAGAUGAAGUUGAAAUGAUUGAUAUAUCCAAACUUUUUAUGAAUGAGAAGUCUUUAAAAAUGAAGAAUAUUUCCAGCCCCUCUCAUCAUAUAUUUGAAGCUCAAGAUGAGGAUGAUUUACGUAAUUACAAUAAUGAAAAUCAAAAAUUAAAUGAAGGGAAUAAAGUUAUUUUCCCGAAACCAAUCAAUAAAAGACCUCGACCAACAGUAAUUGCCCCUCCAGUUAUUUCAAAUGGACCAUCACCUCCACCAAUAACAAUCAAAAAAGGACCACCGAUAAGAGCGACUACAGAAUUUACAGGUUGGCCGACACCAUCAACGACACCAAUUUCUAUUGAAAAAUUAUUAGAACAAUCAAAAAUUGCAAAAUUCGACAUCUUAGAAUAUUUGCCGUCGUCUACUGUUACAUCAAGUUCAACUACAACAACUUCUACUACAACUACAACAACUACUAUACAGCCACCAAAACCAACUCAACCUGGAUUAUGUCAUCAAGAAUGUGAUCUUGCUGCAACCAUUAAAAUUGUUGAUGGGGUACAAUGGAAACCUGAAUUACUGGAUCAUAACACUUUAGAGUGGAAAAACCUAGCAAGGGAAAUAGAAACACAAUUAAACGAAGUAUACAAAAAUGAUCACAUGCUAAGGAAAUGGUACAAAAAGAUAAGAAUUGAUAGUUUUAAUAAAGGGAGCGUUUUAGUAGACUAUUUUGUGGAAUUGACUAAUAUUACGGAAAACAUUAAUACAUUGGAAUUGAAACGUCUAUUUCAUGAUGCCUUAAUUCAAACACCGCUGACAAUAAUACCAAGUUCAACCGAUAAUGACAACUAUGAGCAAUACCGAGAGGGAAAGGGUGAAAAACUUGUCAAAGAAACUUUUAUGCUUGGAAGAUUUAUCGUUGAUCCUUUGUCUACAGAUUUUAUUGUAAUCGCAAAGAACCAAUUCCCUGACGUUGAAUAUACGGAGCCUAUUGUUCCACAAUGGGCGAUUGUAUUAAUAGUAAUAGGAGUGGGAUCUCUAGCAUUUAUAAUAGUUUUUGGAGUAACAGUUCUUAUUAAUCGUCAUAAGAAUUCUAAAAAGACGCCGACACCAUUAACUGCAGAUAUGUUAAAUGAACUAAAUAAAAAUCAUAUGGGUGGUAUCGAUAAUUAUGGAGCUGAGGAUUUCUAUAAUGUUCAAGAUACGUGGAAUGAAAAUAAACAACCAAUUAAACCAAAACGACUAUCAACUACGGCACAUGGAAAUAAUCAAACAAAUAUUUAUGAUAGUUGGGGAUCUAAUCAUAACCAUGGCGAUUACUUUUAUAAUGAGGAAAAAGAAUAUAAUAUUGAGAAUACUCCAUACCAACAUUCGCAUCCACAUUAUAAAGUAACGAAUCCAUAUUCAACUGAUCCUGUAUGGGAUGCACAUCAAAUGUAUACGUAUAAUACUAGACCUAGAUAUCAUAGAGAUCAUUAUGAUCCAGAUUUUUAGAAUAAAAAUUUAAAUUAUAAUAGAUUUUGGCAUGUAAAAUUUAUGUAAAAAAAAAAAUGAAAGAACUCCUCUGCUCUAGUUUUUAAUGUUAUAUAGGAUAUCUAGUAAAAAUUAUUUAUAAAAUAAUAAUAAUAAAUUUUUGUAAGUCAAUUAUUAUUAUAUUAAUUAACAUAUUAUUACAUUAAAAAAACUUAUACAUAAAUUAAUUUAAUAAAAUAAACACUUUUAGAAACUUUUAUUAAAAAAAAAAAAUUAUUUAAAAAAUUAAGUUUCGUUAUGAAUUCAAUUUUUAUAGGAAAAUGGUUAGAACUAAUACCUAUACUGUUUUUAUUAAAUUAACAAUGAUUAAUAAAUUUAAAAAACAAGAAGCUCAAAAAGAAUUUCUAUAUAAAUAUUUUGCAAAUAAUUUUACUACACUACUUAUUGGAAUCAAAUGUGUAGAUAGUUGUAACAUCAUAAACAAAGAAGUUAUCUAAAAAAUAUUAACUAAGUAAAAAUAUGGAAGAAAUAUCGAAACAUCGCACUUUUGCUUUAUUGUUUUAUUACUCUAGAGUCUAGAUUAACAACUUAUAAUUAAAUUUCAUUGUCUUUUUGUUUUUAAACAAAAAAUAAUAAUAGAAAUACAAUCUAUAAAAUAUUUUUUUUAAAUACUUUUGAAAUUAUGAUCGGUACAGCCAAUUACGAAAAAUAUUAACCACAAUUUCUUACAGUGCAAUUUUCUAAAGACUUCAAAAAUUAAUAGUUCUAUGCACUUAACCAUUUAGUUUAAUUUGUUGUCAGAAUAUAAUUAAGAUGUAUAAGUAAGAAAAUGUGUAAUAUUUAUGUUUAAUAUUAAAAUAAUUUAAAAAUUCGUUAUUAAUUAAUUAAUGAACUUUCCA